UCUCGCUAUAGAAACACUGUACCUUUUUAUUAAACAGGAAGUUCCACCACUGUGGCACUUUCUCUCUCUACGCCGCUCUCUUUCUCUGUUCUUUCUCUCUCUUCUGUUACAUGACCAGCUUUUCCAAACUAGAGAAGAAAAUAAUAUUUUUUUUGUACUCUCUUCUAUUUCUUUCACUCAGAUAAGCUUACGAACACGCGCAUGCCCUCUAGCUCUGCUACAGUUCAAACCUUUUUUGGAUCCCUCUUUCUCUCUCUAAAAAUCCACCUCCUCUCUCUUUCUCUCUCUAAAUCCAGAAAAGCUGAGGAUUAAUACGAUUGAUACUGGUUAUACGGUUUGAAAGGCCUAAAGUUCCUGUCUCUUUCUAAAACUCCAGAGAAGGUGAGCAUAAAGACUGCACUUUUGGUUGUACUCUUCCGAAAGGUUCAUAUAUUGAAGGUUUCUCUCUCCUCCCCUUCUUUUGUUCUCUCUUCGAAGAAGUUAGCUCUGUGUUCUGAUGAGUUCUGCGCUAUUUCUUUAGAAAGCACAAGUUAUUGAGUUCGAAUUCGAGAAACUUCUUGAGAAACUGGAGGAUUUUGGUGGGUUCCUUUUACUUUCUCUAUUCAUCCUGUGUGAUGGUGGGUUUUCUUGCUGAGUGAUUCGUUGGUCAUCAGUCAAGUUCAUGACGGAUGGUUAUGGGUUUUGCAGAGAAAGGCCAUGAAGUACUGAACUCAAGAGACUGAAGAUUUGCGUGGUAGUGCCCUUACUUUUUCUGUCCUUCUGUGAAGUUGGGUUUUUGAUGAAGAUUUGCAUGGUAGUGCCCUUACUUUAUCUGUCCUUCUGUGAAGUUGGGUUUUUUAUGAGUUACCUAGUGAUUAUUUGGGGGAUCCUUGAGCCACCCACUCAAGUCCUGGAGAGAUGGUAGUGGGUCCUGGAAGAAAUGGCUGUGAAUUGCAGAGGAAUGGUAAAACAGGGGACUUCUAUCAAUGGAAAGAUGGUAUUCAAUCCAAAGCAACAGCAACCUCAGUUACAGGUACAGGUGCCGGUACCAUGUACAAAAGGCGGGGGAGGAAAAUGGAGGAGAAAACUUCUGGUUCUAUGGCUUGUUAAAGGACUUUUGUUUUCAGCAUGGUUAUUUCUUCACAUGAAAAGCAAUAUCCAUUCGAGGAAUGAAGAGACGCUUGCUAGUAUGUGUGAUGAGAGGGCGAGAAUGCUACAAGAUCAGUUCAAUGUUAGUAUGAAUCAUGUCCAUGCUUUGGCCAUACUUGUCUCCACUUUUCACCAUGGGAAAAACCCAUCUGCAAUUGAUCAGGAAGUUCAAACUUUUGAAUCUCUAGGUGUGAAUUCAAAUUAUCAGAAGAAGCUAGAAGAAAAGAAAACAUUUGCCGAGUAUACAGCUAGAACUGCAUUUGAGAGGCCACUGACCAGUGGCGUGGCUUAUGCAUUGAAAGUAUUGCACUCAGAGAGAGAGGAGUUUGAGAAGCAGCAUGGUUGGACCAUAAAGAAGAUGGAGACACAAGAUCAAUCACCCGUUCAAGAUGAAUACUUCCCUGAGAUGCUUCAACCAUCACCUGUUCAAGAUGAAUACGCUCCCGUUAUCUUCUCUCAGGAUACCGUAUCCCAUAUUGUGUCCAUCGAUAUGAUGUCGGGAAAGGAGGACCGAGAAAACAUAUUAAGAGCGAGAACCUCCGCAAAGGGUGUCCUCACAUCUCCUUUCAAGCUUUUGAAAUCCAACCAUCUUGGGGUCGUUCUCACAUUUGCUGUAUAUAAUAAAGACCUUCCAUCAACAGCCACACCUGAAGAGCGCAUUCAAGCCACCCAAGGGUAUUUGGGCGCGUCUUUUGAUGUCCCUUCUUUGGUUGACAAGCUUCUCCAACAACUUGCUAGUAAACAAACAAUCGUUGUAAAUGUUUAUGAUACGACAAAUGCUUCUGCCCCAAUAAAUAUGUAUGGUCCUAAUGUAACGGAUACUGGGUUAUUCCAUUUUAGCAACCUUGAUUUUGGAGACCCAUUCAGGAAGCAUGAGAUGCACUGCAGGUUCAAGCAGAAGGUUCCUCUUCCAUGGUCAGCAAUAACUACUUCACUUGGCGUUCUUGUGAUUGUGUUGCUUGUUGGGCACAUUUUCCAUGCUGCUAUAAACCGCAUUGCUAAAGUGGAGAAUGAUUAUCGUAAAAUGAUGGAACUUAAAGUGAGAGCGGAAGCUGCAGAUGUAGCAAAGUCUCAGUUUUUAGCCACUGUUUCUCAUGAGAUCAGGACACCAAUGAAUGGCGUACUAGGUAUGCUGCAAAUGCUUAUGGACACAAAUUUGGAUGCCACCCAACAAGAUUAUGCAGUGACAGCACAAGAAAGUGGAAAAGCUUUGAUAGCUUUGAUAAAUGAGGUCCUAGACCAAGCUAAGAUCGAGUCCGGGAAGUUGGAGCUUGAGAAUGUUCCAUUUGAUCUUCGCUCAGUUCUAGAUAUGGUCGUAUCUCUCUUCUCGGAAAAAUCUCAGGACAAAGGCAUAGAAUUGGCUGUAUACAUCUCGGAUCGAGUGCCUGAAAUUCUUAUUGGGGAUUCCGGGCGCUUCAGCCAAAUCAUUACAAAUCUGGUCGGAAACUCAAUAAAGUUCACGGAAGUUGGGCAUAUAUUUGUUUCUGUACAUUUAGUGGAAGAGGUGAAGUGUUCUAGAGACUCGAAUGGCGAAGACCCAAAAGAACCUUUAGAGACCCCCAUCAAGAAUGGAAUGAAGGAAACUUAUAAUACACUAAGUGGGACUUGUGUGGUUAACAGAUUGAAAAGUUUUGAGAAUUUCAAGUUGUUGAAUGGUGGCUCGAAUCUUCAAUCAACUGAAGCUUCCAAUACCAUAAAUUUACUCGUAACAGUCGAGGACACUGGUGUUGGGAUACCCGAAGAUGCCCAAAGCCGAAUAUUUAUGCCUUUUGUGCAAGCAGAUAGUUCCACCUCUAGAACAUAUGGAGGAACUGGAAUAGGCUUGAGCAUAAGCAAACGUUUAGUGGGUCUAAUGGGUGGUGAGAUAGGCUUUGUUAGUGAGCCCGGAAUUGGGAGUACUUUUGCCUUUACAGCUUCCUUCACAAGAGGGCAAUCAAUCCCUCCAGAGAUGAAGAGGCACCAGUCUGACCCUAUGACCACUGACUUUAGAGGCAGACAUGGGGUUGUGGUGGAUGGUAGGAAUGUGCGUGCUGAGGUGACCAAAUAUCAUUUGCAAAGGCUCGGGAUCCAGGUUGAGGUUGCAACUGACGUGAAUACUGCCUUAUCUUACAUAUGUAGACCGCCCAACUCGAGUUCCACCAAGCCCGUAGACAUGGUGUUGGUUGACAAGGAGGCAUGGGGCCCAGGCAGUGGCCUUGCAUUUCCCCGCCCCCUCAAAGAGCUGAAACAAAAUGGGCGCUCAAAUUCCACUAUUGCACCGCCAAAAAUGUUUCUUUUAGCCAACUCCAUGACCAACCCCGAGCUUGAACAGGCCAAGUCGGUAGGCUAUGUAGACACAGUUAUCAUGAAGCCCCUUAGAGUAAGCAUGAUAGCUGCUUGCCUUCAAGAGGCCUUAGGCAUGGGUAAGAAAACCAAGAAGGGCCAUGAACUUCAGAGCUUGCUUUGUGACAAGAGAAUUUUGGUAGUGGAUGAUAACGCGGUGAAUAGGAAGGUGGCAGCAGGUGCACUGAAGAAGUAUGGUGCGAUUGUUGAGUGCAAAGAUAGUGGGAAGGCAGCACUCAGUAUGCUUCACCCACCUCAUGAGUUUGAUGCAUGCUUUAUGGAUGUUCAGAUGCCAGAGAUGGACGGGUUCGAUGCCACAAGACAAAUCCGACUAGUAGAAGAGCAGGUGAAUGAGCGUAUAAAGUCAGGGGAGGUUUCUGUUGAAGUUUACAGAGGGGUGGCGCAUUGGCAUGUUCCUAUACUCGCCAUGACGGCGGAUGUCAUACAAGCAACACACGAACAGUGCGUGCGUUGUGGAAUGGACGACUAUGUGUCCAAGCCCUUUGAGCAAGAGCAGCUAUACUCAGCUGUCGCCCAAUUCUUCGACCCCAAGCCCAACCCAAAACAAAGAAGUAAUCACAAGUCUUUGACAGAUACCGGAGAUAACCACGUGUCGUAGCUCCCAUCUCUCCCGCUUCUUUUCCUCUCUCAAAAGUGUACUACUACUGGUUUUCCAUGGUUUUCUAUGUGGGUUUCCCUCUACCCCUUGGCGGUGAUGGCCGAGCUCUUCAACCACACGCCCAAGGAUUCUCAGAGGCAAAGAGGUAACCAGGAGACCUCAACGGAACACAAGGAUUCUCAGAGGCAAAAAGGUGACCACGAUGCCUCAUCAGAGCACCGGCCCGAACAGGCAACCCUUCUCACUCUCAUUUAUCAUUUGCCUCAAGUUUGUAACUAUUGAAUUAUUUAAAGCAGCAAUCAUUGAAGUUUGUGUCAAUUUUACUUCAAUUUGUUGCUAUAUUUGUAUUAUAGAAGUGGCGGCUAUUGCGUGUUUCUUCAAUCUGUGAAUGUUAUACAAGUUUGCACAGCC
This is a messenger RNA of Amborella trichopoda, 4480 nucleotides long. Lineage: Eukaryota; Viridiplantae; Streptophyta; Magnoliopsida; Amborellales; Amborellaceae. The record is from RefSeq and is a predicted model, not a curated record.